AUGCCGGAAUUACUUAUAAAUUCUAUAAAUAAGAGAAAAAGUAAACUGUUCGACAUCGACCUAUUUAAUGCAGCUAUAUAUUUGGAUCCCCGAAUUAAAAUUUGCUUGGAUUCAGAGUACAAAGAAAAUGCAAAGAAAUAUAUAACCAGUUUAUAUAAAAGAAUAAAUUCAAUUAAAGAAAUUACGUCUGAAGUCGUUAACCAAUGUGUGAUAGAUGAAGAAUCGCCAUCAACAAGUACCAAAGCGAAAUCUUUGACAGAGUUUUUAAAAAAACUGGACCGAGAUACCUCUGAAGAGAUCAAAGGUUCCCCUGAAUGGCAAUAUUCUGGGUUAUUGGUGUACUAAAAAAGUCCAUUAACAACUUUAGCCGAAAUAAU
This is a messenger RNA of Lucilia sericata (common green bottle fly), 377 nucleotides long. RefSeq lists its product as uncharacterized. The record is from RefSeq and is a predicted model, not a curated record. Bases 1 to 345 code for a protein of 114 amino acids. NCBI's taxonomy places the organism in Eukaryota, Metazoa, Arthropoda, Insecta, Diptera, Calliphoridae. The transcript is spliced from 2 exons.